AUGUCGAAAGCCGUCACCAAGCCCUAUGGCAAUCCUGCCCCCUUCGCUGAGCCGGCAUGGUACAACGCCCUCGCCUCUCCUUACUAUAACGACAGCCAUCGCCGCCUGCGUAAUUACGUUCGAAGCUAUCUCGAGAAGAAUGUCUUCCCUUACGUCGAAGAGUGGGAAGAGGAAGGCAGCGUCCCCAAGGACGCUAGUCGAGAUUAUGCUCGUGCCGGUCUCGCAUUCCAAGAGAUGCCUGCCGAAUAUUCUGGUGGUAUCGGAUUACCCGGUGGUAUUCCCUUCGACGAAUGGGAUAUCUUCCAUUUCGUCGUUCUGCAUUAUGAACUAGCCAAGAUCUGCUGCGGUGGUGUCGCGGCUGGCCUAGGUGCAGGAUCGGCCAUUGGUGUGCCCCCCAUUGUCCGUUACGGGACCGAAGAACAGAAGCGCCGAUGGCUACCUGGUGUCUUCUCCGGCGACACGGUGUUUUGCCUUGGCGCAACUGAACCCACCGGGGGAUCCGAUCUUGCCAAUCUGAGGACGACUGCGAAGAAGACGCUUGAUGGCAAAGCGUAUAUUGUCAAUGGGCACAAGAAAUGGAUUACCGGAGGUUUGAGCGCAACCCACAUGACGACGGCGGUUCGCACGGGCGGUCCCGGAGCCGCCGGUGUCUCCGUCUUGAUCAUUCCGAUGGAUUUGCCUGGAAUUACGCGUCGAAAGAUCAAGAACAGUGCCUUCAAUGCAGGUGAGAGCACUUGGGUUACACUGGAGAACGUCCAAGUGCCCGCUGAGAACUUGCUUGGCCAAGAGAACCAGGGAUUCCCUUGCCUAAUGCUCAACUUUAACCGCGAACGCCUCCUUAUUGCCGUCACCAUGAACGCGCAGGCCAGAGUCUGCCUUGAGGAUGCAUGGGCCUAUGCCAUGGAUCGCCACACCUUUGGACAACCUCUGUUCUCCCACCAGAUCAUCCGCCAUAAACUAGCGACUCUAGCCCGAUACAUUGAAUCUCAUUGGGCCUGGAUUGAGCAAAUUACCUACCAUAUCAAGGUUACGGGCGAUGUUGGGGCGGAGCUCGCCUCCCGCAUUGCCCUUGCUAAGGUCCACGGCGGCAGAUUGCUGGAGCUUGCCAACCGCGAGGCACAGCAGAUCUUUGGUGGCGCUGGCUACCAGAGGGGUGGCGUGGGCUCUCGCGUUGAGCAGAUCAGCCGAGACCUCAGGGUCAACAUCGUAGGAGGCGGCAGCGAGGAGAUUAUCACGGAUCUUGCGGUGCGCCAGGAGAUGGCCCAGGCUAAGAAGAGAGGUUCUAAGCUCUAA
Messenger RNA from Scedosporium apiospermum, 1293 nucleotides. Its product is annotated as Acyl-CoA dehydrogenase domain-containing protein. The record is from RefSeq and is a predicted model, not a curated record. NCBI's taxonomy places the organism in Eukaryota, Fungi, Ascomycota, Sordariomycetes, Microascales, Microascaceae. Gene Ontology annotation, molecular function: flavin adenine dinucleotide binding; oxidoreductase activity, acting on the CH-CH group of donors. Bases 1 to 1293 code for a protein of 430 amino acids. The transcript has 5 exons.